Molecule: messenger RNA, 1905 nt
Organism: Capronia epimyces CBS 606.96
Lineage: Eukaryota; Fungi; Ascomycota; Eurotiomycetes; Chaetothyriales; Herpotrichiellaceae
Exons: 1
Coding region: 1-1905 (634 amino acids)
Biological process (GO): DNA-templated transcription
Cellular component (GO): nucleus
Molecular function (GO): zinc ion binding; DNA binding
Source: RefSeq, a predicted model, not a curated record
AUGAAUCUGAAUCUGAAUCUGAUGCUGCUGGGAGACGGCCACCUCCACCCGCCCGAAUAUUCCGAGUUCGACGACAUCAACUGGGAAGGCGUAGGCGUAGGCUCACAGGGGGUUGGGAACACCAUCUCUGAGGCUUCUGGACACGGUCGAGGGGCUGGAAGUGCUACAUCUACAUCUUCGGAUUCGGGUGGCGCAGGGCCCGGCCCCGGCCCCGGCCCCUAUCCGUCCAUCCUGGAAAGCAGAAUCUCGGCUGGAAGAACCACUUCACAACUGGCAUUGGAACGGCCGACGAAAGAGAGAGACUCAUACUAUGACAAUAUAGCCCGCCUGCAUCGCUCCCAGGUACCACCGGAGACGGGCCAUCUUGGCCGCUAUGUGAUGGACGGGUUCGUUGGCAGGAAGGAUCAUCUGGAGAUCCCUCGAAUCGUCUUCCACCGUAGUCGCACCCUGGGAGUCGAUGGACAUCUGGCCCUCGAACAAAAGACCCCCAUCCUUCUGGAGAUCGGAAUGACCCCCCAGCCAGGUCCGGCGAAGCUUUCCACUUCUUCAGAAACCUCGGUAUGUUCAGAUUUCGAGACUCUGCUCUCUGAGAAGCAGCGUGAACGCUUGGUUCAACUCUUCUUCCGCUUCGUGCAGCCUGGAUUUCCAAUUCUGCCACAUCUUGUGCCAGGCGAAGGCGGAGGCGACAGUGAAGCAGACAGUGAAAGCGACAGCGACACGCUCAAGAUGCUCAGAGAUGCCAAUGCGCCACUUGCUCUGCGUGCCAGCCUCUAUGCGACCGCUCUGCCCUUCGCCAUGCACGAUGACCAUCUGAGCGCGACCUUGACAGACAUGUUGGAAACAAGGGAGAGGCUCUACUCGAUAGCAACCACGGCCAUUUUGGAAGAGGCGAACUCGCCUUCGAUAGAAAACCUGCAGGCAUGCCUCUUGCUGCUUCAAAAAGGACCGACCUCUCAACACCAACUUCCAGGCUUGACCCCGACGUUUUCCUGGCUCACCUCCCUGGCGGUGACAAUGGCCAGAUGGCUUGGCCUCCAAUACGACUGCAGCAGUUGGAGCAUCCCAUUGACCGAAAAGCAGCUUCGCACGCGCCUAUGGUGGGCCACCUUUUGUAUGGAUUUGUGGAUGAGUAUGGAUUCCCCCGGCGGCCGGUCCAUUGGCUCUCAGGACUACGACAUCCCUGUCCUGAGACCGGCGCCAGAGUUCACCGACGACGUGGGGUUUGUUCCGAGUGAGGCCAUUCACUUCUACCAUCUCGUCACCCUGACUUGCCUCCUGUCUCAAAUCUAUGAAAGCUACUAUACGGUGCGAGCCAGCAAGGAGACGGCAUCAAAUAUGCUCAAGUCACUCGAACAUGCUCGUCCGAUCCGGUCGGCUCUCAACGAGUGUCGACAGAGACUCAACUCUGACCUUCCACUGGACGAAGAAGGAUCCGGGCUCAGUGCAUCUGUCCAUCUGGCAUGCUCCGUGGUUUCCAUCAUCCUCUUUCGUGCCUUGCUCCGUCCAAUCCAGAACCAUGUCUCGACAUUGUCGACCCCGACAGCACCCCACAGAUCUGCUGCCGAUGCCAUCUUGACCGGCUCCGUCAACUGUGCAAGAAGUGCCGUAGAGCUGCUGGAGAGUAUGGUGUCUGUGGUCGGACCUUGGAACUCGUUCUGGCAUUCCUGGUCUCAGGGGAAUUUCGCCAUGGUAAGUACCUUCCUCGUCCAGCUGUUGCUCCUGAGCGUCGCCGAGGUUUCACAAGAGGGCAUGAGGUCGGAAGUGUCCCAACUCAUUUCUCGGUGGAAGCGCGCCAUCCGGAUUGGGGCUGGAGGAGGAGGGUGGGCUAGCUCGCUGAUGAGCAUGGCAUUGAGUAGAUUGGAUUCUUUAUUGAAUCAGAUAACAGAUAACUCGUUGAAAGCAUGA